This is a messenger RNA of Microsporum canis CBS 113480, 1539 nucleotides long. RefSeq names its product pantothenate transporter. The transcript is spliced from 6 exons. The record is from RefSeq and is a predicted model, not a curated record. Gene Ontology annotation, molecular function: pantothenate transmembrane transporter activity. NCBI's taxonomy places the organism in Eukaryota, Fungi, Ascomycota, Eurotiomycetes, Onygenales, Arthrodermataceae. The coding region runs from base 1 to 1539 and encodes 512 amino acids. Gene Ontology annotation, cellular component: plasma membrane. Gene Ontology annotation, biological process: pantothenate import across plasma membrane.
AUGGUGAGAAGAUUCGCUGCCUAUCUUCGUGGCCCCGAAGGCAGGCCAGGUGAGGCCCGUCUCUUGCGGAAACUGGACUUCUUCAUCCUCACCUUUUGCUGUCUGAUGUAUUUUGCAAACUAUUUGGAUCGAAACAACUUGGCUAAUGCCUAUGUCUCGGGGAUGAAAGAAGAGCUGCACUUCCAUGGGAACCAGUUCAAUCUCAUCAAUACCAUCUUCACUGUUGGAUACGUGCUCGGCCAGGUCCCUUCUAACCUGGCCCUCUACCAUCUUAAACCCCGAUACUUCCUGCCAGGCAUGAUGGUCGUAUGGGGAGGACUCACCAUGGCCACUGCCGCUGUCCACAACCCUCAGGGCAUCAUGGCCAUCCGCUUCUUCCUCGGCCUGGCCGAGUCGUCUACCUUUGUAGGAACCCACUACAUAUUGGGUUCGUGGUACACGGAGCGAGAGCUGGGUAAGCGAUCCGGCAUCUUCACUGCAUCAGGUCUAGCAGGGACCAUGUUUGGCGGCUUCAUCCAGACAGGAAUUAACUCCUCCUUGCAUAUGAAGGCCGGCAUGUCCGGCUGGAGGUGGCUGUUUAUCAUCGACGGGCUCAUCACCAUCCCGAUUGCUGUUUAUGGCUUCUUUCUGUUCCCCGAUACGCCCAGGACGACCCAUGCCCCUUAUCUCACGGCAGCGGAAAAGGCUCUCGCCAUAGACCGCCUCCCGACCCGCGACGUGGCGCGAACGAAGAUCGACUUUGCCUUUGCAAAGCGUGUCUUCUCGACCUGGCAUCUAUACGGCUUUGUCGUGCUCUGGGUCAUCGCAGGCGAGACCGAGUCCUUCUCCACCAACUCUUUGCUCGCCUUGUACAUGAAAUCGCACCCCACCAUCAAGUUCAGCGUGGCCCAGAACAACAACUAUCCCUCUGGUAUUCCCGCCGUAGGCAUCGUAUCAACCCUCUUCUGGGCCACCCUGACCGACUUCCUCGGUGGGAAGCGUUAUCUAGUCGGUUACUGGAUCGCCAUCACUGGGGUGGUCACCUCUGCCAUGAUCCUCGCGCCUGGUUCGUCGACGGCCACCGUCUUUGCGGCCUACUAUUGGGCCGGCUCGGUGUACGCCUGCCAGGCCACCUUCUUCGCCUGGGCAAACGAUGUGAUGCGGUACAAGGAUGACGCCUGGCGCAGCAUCGUCAUCGCAGGCAUGAACAUGGGCAGCAAUAUCAUCAACGCUUGGUGGAGCAUUGUCUUUUAUCCCGCCAGUGACGCCCCUUAUUUCCGGUCUGGUAUGUAUGCUAUGAUCGCAUGCUCGAUUGCAAUGGCGAUAUGGACCGGGUUUGUGGUGUUCAUGGCCUGGCGAGAGGGGAAGCGGGCUGUGGACUGCGAGACACAGGCAGAGAAACAGGCAUGCGACCAGAGUUGGAAGGUUGAAGAUGUCAUGGUACCCAGCACCGAUAUCCUUAAACUCAGAGAUGCUCUAGUCAAUGACAACAUAUCUCUGGGCUUCAGGCAUAAUAGUGGUACUCUGUACCUGCUGAGUGCCGGGUAUCUUGACGCGUAG